This is a messenger RNA of Schistocerca gregaria, 1219 nucleotides long. RefSeq lists its product as uncharacterized. Gene Ontology annotation, cellular component: VCP-NPL4-UFD1 AAA ATPase complex. Lineage: Eukaryota; Metazoa; Arthropoda; Insecta; Orthoptera; Acrididae. The transcript has 5 exons. The record is from RefSeq and is a predicted model, not a curated record. The coding region runs from base 130 to 1002 and encodes 290 amino acids. Gene Ontology annotation, molecular function: polyubiquitin modification-dependent protein binding.
ACUCCGAGUUAUUGUUCGAUAAAAAUAAGAGCUAUUGUGCUUCUUGCAGAGGGUCUUCACGUAAACUCGAGAAACUGAAACGCGCAAUUUUAACUCUAUAUCUUUCUUAUAGCUCGUCUGUCGCAGAUCAUGAUCGGUAGUAGUAUCUAUACUUACUAUAACUUCGAGUGCGCCCUUCGGGCUGCUCGAAUGAGGCACAUUCGCCCCCAAAUGUACUAUGGAAAUAAGGUUAUUUUACCCCCUUCUGUGCUCGAAAGGGUUGCAAAAAUUGAGGCCAGCUACCCGCUGACAUUCGAGAUUCGAAGCGAAGCCAACGAUGUCAGGUUACACUGUGGGCCUAUUGAAUGGGUUGCCGAAGAAGGGCGUAUUUACAUUCCGGAUGGCAUGAUGGAUAAUAUGGGUUUAGUUGAUGGUUCUUUGGUGGUGAUUAGGCUCACAGAAAUUCCUCGAGGCGAGUUUGUCAAAUUCAAACCUAAAACCAUCGAAUUUCUGCACGAAAUUUCGAAUCCUCGAGCGGUGUUAGAAAAGGAACUGCGUGUCUACGCCGCGCUCACCGUUGGCGAAGUUAUUUACUUUCGGUACAACGAACAAGACUUUUAUUUGGAGGUGAUUGAGGUGAGGCCCACGUCUCACGGAGCUAUUAGUAUCAUUGAGGCUGACAUUGUGGUAGACUUUGAACCGCCAGAUGGAUAUGUUAGUCCAGAUCUGGCGAGACCUGCACCGCAGAAAUGGGAGUACAAAGCCGAAGACCUCCACGAAUUGGAAAUUGCGGAUGGCGACGACGAGGAAGAAAGCAGAGGUCCGACCGUUUUUUCUGGACCUGGUUACUGUGUGAGUGGCCGAUUCGAGCCUUCUCGCAAUUUCUUGGUGCAAGUGACGGGUAAAAAAGAAUCUGCUCCUUCUCCAGACAAACAAUCGAGCAAAACUGUAGAGGACAAGAAAGAAUCCCCUAAUUCUAAAUUUUCUCCAUUUUGUGGGCAAGGGUUUCGGCUACGAGACUGACACUCUCUCAGACAAUCGAAGUUCAGUUCGACAGCCCAACGAAAAUGCGUUGCGCUUUUUUCCGUACACAAGGCCAUUGACGACAGACCAAGAGCCCGAGCAUGUCCGCCUGUAAAAAAUUGGCGGUUUUGAAUCACUGAGAGCCCACGUUGAGUGCGCGAGGAGCGGUAAACAGGGCGUUGCCCGUAUAUAAUACAUGUAGGCGUGUGUAUAGCCA